Molecule: messenger RNA, 2040 nt
Organism: Clonostachys byssicola
Lineage: Eukaryota; Fungi; Ascomycota; Sordariomycetes; Hypocreales; Bionectriaceae
Source: the annotation of a GenBank genome assembly
AAGAGCUCCAUUUUAUGGAAGGAUGCUGUGGACCGCUCACAAAACCUACUCUCCCCAGCUGAGCAAGAAGCAUAUGGGAAGUGUGAACCUAAGGACAUCCUGAUGGAUUUUCAAUCAUAUAUGCUUCAACAGGUUCAUUUGAACAAGUUCCAUGUCUUCUGCGAGCAGAUAGAUCCUCUCCUGGCUAUCAUUGAGUGCCUUGGAAGAUCCAUGAGUAUCGCGGCAGAUAUGCUCUCACCAAUCUGGGUUUCUAUCCGUAUCAUCUUCCAGAUCACGAGAGGCUACAGAGCGUGUUUCAAACAGAUCUUGGCCCUGUUACAACGCAUCGGGCAAUCAUUACCAAGGUUUCUAAUUUACGAACAUCUAUUCCCUAAGCAUGAACCUAUUCAAAUCGCUAUACUUUCCAUAUACGUUGCUGUCAUCAACCUCCUUGCGUCCGUCCGAGCUGUUGCUGAAAAGUCGACGUUUCGGCUGGUAUUUUGUGUCUUCUUGAAUCCUUGGGAGAAAAAGUCCAGUGAAUGCAUAUCUCAUAUCAGUGAUCAGAGCGAGCUAGUCGAGCGCGAAGCCAACGUGGCGCAUUUGCAGGAAGAGGCUCGGACAAGGGCCGAAGUGAGGCGUAUCCAGGCCAAAGAUUCGCUAGACAAGGCGAAUAGAUGGCUGAACGCUCGACAGUGCCAUGAGGCAAAAGACUCAAUCUGCCUUACUCAAGGCAUGUGUCAAUGGAUACUCUCCCGGCCGGAACUUUCCCAAUGGAUCUCAGAUGACAACACUCAAUUAUUCUGGAUCGAGGGACCUCCAGGCUGUGGAAAGUCAACACUGUAUACUAAGAUAGUCGACUAUCUGGAUUCAAACUCAGAGAGAGCUUGCGCUUAUUUCCUUUUUUGUGGCGCAGACCGAGAGCGGGUGCAACUAUCUGCUCUCCUAAGGUCAUGGACUUCUCAGUUGUCCAAUACCUCAACCGAAACUCGAGAAUACUUAAUCGAGACAUACUCCAGAAGCGACAACCAUCAGGCUUCUAAAACAGAAAUAGAAGACCUAUUCUUUUCCUUUCUGGAUAUUUUACCCCCCUUGUAUCUUACAUUCGAUGCAUUUGACGAGUGCAUAGAACGUGAUGAGUUUGCAAGAGUCCUACAAUCAAUUCCUCAACGUCAUAAAAUACUCAUCACGACGCGCCAAUGCUAUUAUGGCAAGCAGGUAUCCGAUGUGAAAUCAAUUUCGUUGGAAAUAAAACCUGCGAUGACAAAGGAGGAUAUUCAAAAGUAUAUUCUGUCAGAAACAGAAACCAUGAAGAGGGAGUUUGAACCCCAGACCGUGGCUCUAAUACGGAAUCGCCUCUCCAUGUCCAAUGGGAUGUUCCUAUGGGUCAAGCUUAUGGUGCAACAUAUCAGAGACCAAACGACGAAUGAGGAGUUGAUGCACUGCCUAAGCGAACCUCAACUCCCGGCCAGUUUGUCAGAGCACUAUGACCGCAUCAUGAAUAGCAUCAACCAAUUCCCACAGUCUCGCAGGUUACUUGCUCAUAAAAUACUUUUCUGGGUUGAUGUUGCACGUCGGCCUUUAAGAGCUGCUGAGCUGUUUCACCUACUCACUAUUUUGCCUUCUGCUGAUCGUGAGGGUGGGUAUCGACCGUCCCGGUAUCCUUCCGGAGACCCCGAGGCCACGAUUCUAUCCGUAUGUGGUUCUUUGAUCUCAUUACGCGGGAAGAGCAAAGUGUUAUACCCAAUCCACUUCACUGCCACUGAAUACAUUCGGCACUAUCUCAAGAAUAGCAAUACACUGAGUGAAUUGACGGUGUAUUACGAAACGCGCCAAAUCACUUCGGCAAAUGGUCUUGCGGCUGCAGUUUGUCUUCGCUACUUGUCACUUAAUAUUCCGGUAAAAUCACAGAGAAUUCUUUGUGAGUCUGCCGAUCAAGAUGUCGCAUGCUUUGGUGGUAUGUUAGUUGGAUAUACCAGAAAAUACUGGCAAGCCCAUUUGGAAGCCGCGGAUUCCAAGGAAGACCCACCAUUGCCCAGUCUUAUGGAACAACUGGAUUGCGAA